This is a messenger RNA of Moneuplotes crassus, 2884 nucleotides long. The record is from the annotation of a GenBank genome assembly. Lineage: Eukaryota; Ciliophora; Spirotrichea; Euplotida; Euplotidae.
AUGGAAGAGCAAAAAGAGAAUCUCCUCAAAGGUUUAGAGAUCGACCUUGAGCAUAGUAUAGAACCUCAAAGAGUUUCUAGAGGCAAGGAUAUGCCAUCAUUCGGAGUUGAUGUCACUGAUUCAAGUGAUUUUAGCCAAAAGAGCACAUCCUGAUUGUAUAAGUGCUUCUACCCGAUCCUGGUAAUCUUAUAUUACCUCCUAUGUUGCUGUUUCUGAAACAAAGGCAGCUCUGAAACUCCCAGAAAACUAGUUGCAAAGAGAUUCAAGAGAUGGAUAAGAAAGAGAGGAGAGAGUAAAUAAAGAUCCCCUCGAUGUUCUUCUCAGACUCUACGCUCGGGAAGAAGGAAUUGUUGAAGAACUUGAAGAAGUCCGGCUUAACCCUGAUUUCACCUCAAAAUACAGAAAUGAUCUAGAAUUUUACCUCCCACAAUUAUGCUCUUAUUGCUUGUCAGAGGAUGGAAAUGACGAGCUUCAAAAGUUCAUUAUAAUAGCAGCACAGUCAAACAUUUUCUUCUCUCACAGAGUGUUAUUUUUCCUGGAAUCCCUGACCACAGAAAACGAGAAAGUGAACGAGAAUAUCCAAAAUAUUCUGAUUUCAUUAUCCCAAAUGCAAGGUAUUGAAACCCAACAGUAUGGAGAAAAUGAAGAGAAAAAUAAAGAAAUAGAGCAAGUAAUUGAAAAUUAUAAAAAGACAGAGAUUCUCUCCCCAGAAACAAUUCAGAAGUACAGAAACAAGAUCAGAGCUGCUGAUAUCACACUUAGAAAGUAUGACUACACUAUGGGGGUAGAUACAACGUUGGAUAACCAGAGUGGGUAUCUCUCAACCCCUUUCUUCGUGUUUUCCCUAACAAAUCUAUGAAAUAUAAUACUGAAUUCUCAAGAUAGGGAAAGCGCACUGUUCGAUGGCUUGCAGAAAAUAAACAUGCACUUGCCGUCAUCUGUAUACAUUCCUUUUGUCAAUGCUUCCAUGAGAAACUACGUUGUACUUCAUAUUAAUGUGGUAGAAGCCAAGGUAUUUGUUACAAAACAGAGAGCACCAUUUUUAGUCUGAAUUGAAGUGUUCAGACCCCAAGAAAACGAAUUCAGAGAUAAAAUAGAAGAGGGGGACUCCACUUCGUCAAGUGAAGAUGAAGCAGAACCAGUAGAUAUUGAAAUGCAAGAGAAGCCAACUAAUACAGUCACUAAAAAUUGGAAGAAUUUCCUGAUCAAAAACAAAGACAUUGAAGAAGAUGAUGCUCUCGCUUCUCAGGAGCUAGGCUUAGGGAGCAAACAGAAGUCCAAACAUUCCAGACAUAAGAGCUAUGGAGCUUUUAAGACCACUUUUAGAGGAAAUGAAGAAGAAAAGCAUCAAAAAGAAAAAGAAAAUAACAAGAAAAAGUUUGAUAUCAUGAAAGCCUUCUUCAACAUAGGAAAAUUCCACAAGAAAGAUCUCUCCAGAAAAAUUGAUAAAUUUGCAGAUGAACAAUACUCUCACAUGGUGAAUAUGAAGAAAAUCAAAAAGAGAGAUCCUUUUGGUGAUAUGCUCGAUAUCCGUCAACCAAGGAGUCUUAGUAGAACUUUCACAGGUGACAUUAACUCUCUCAGAAGCAACUCAAUCAAAAAGUUAUCUGAUGCACUUAACACAACUGUUUAUCGACCAAAUAAGAACUUAUCAUUACUGAAAGAGGCAGAAACUCAUGUAGAUUUCCAUAAUAUUGCUGAUGGAGUUUCAGAGGGAGAAGACAGCAACGAAUUCGAGCCAGAACAAACAGCUUCAUGUAUCGGUGACUUCUACGAAGGAUCUACUCUACAAAAGAAGAGCACAAUUCUUACAAAAGGGCAUGUCAAGAAAUCAAGCAUGAUGACUCCUUCAAAGACUCUUAGGGCUGAAAUGAACACCUUCAGCCACUAUCGCAAUUUAAGCAAUCAAAUGCAGAAAGAUUUUAAAGAAAAUAUUGAGAAAGUAGACCCUAUUCUUGAAGAGGAACAAGCAAUGUCAAAUUCUGAGGAGGAAAUCCCUACCUCAGGAGAGACUGCUGCUCAACAAGAGAAAAGAAUAAGAAAGCAAAGCAUCUUUGGACACCUAAAAACUUGGAAAUUACUCCGCCUCAUUGUUAAGAGUGGGGAUGACCUUCGGCAAGAGCAAUUUGCCAUGCAAUUGAUUAGCCAGAUCGACCAGAUCUUCAAGAGAAAGAAGUUGAAUAUAUGGCUCAAACCCUACGAAAUUCUUGCAACUGGGAAAGAUUGAGGUCUUAUAGAAUUUCUCUCUGACGCGAUAAGUAUUGACGCAUUUAAGAAGAAAAAUCCGACUUGAUCAUUGGAUGAUUACUUCAAGCAAAACUUUACCAGCAAAAAGGAGCUAUCUAAAGCAAGACAGGCAUUUGCUAGAUCCUUGGCUGGGUACUCCUUAGUGUGAUACAUCCUCCAGAUUAAGGAUAGACAUAAUGGUAACAUCCUUCUGGACACAGAAGGGCAUAUUAUGCAUAUUGACUUUGGAUUCCUUCUCACAAAUGCCCCUGGCAAAGGACUUAACUUUGAAAAAGCUCCAUUCAAGCUCACAGACGACUUCAUUGAAGUCUUAGAAGGUCCUGAAAGCAAGUACUUCAAGAAAUUUAGAGAGAAAUUGAUCUCAGGAUUCUCUGCAAUUCAGAAGAAAGCAGAACAACUUAUUUGUCUUGUUGAAAUGAUGAUUGCGAGUCAACAAGAGCUUGACUGCUUUAUUGGUGGUAGGGAAAGAGUUCUCAACGAGCUCAGAAGCAGACUCUUCCCUUAUGAUCGUAAUAAAGUUCUCUCUAAAGCAGAGUGUAAGGAGUAUAUUGAUGAACUUAUCGACCAAUCUUCUAACAACUGGAGAACUAAGGUAUACGAUGGUUUCCAAAAAUGAUGUCAAGGAAUUGCCUCAUAA